CUUAGGACGGUAGAUCUGGGUAGGAUAUAUCCUACGAUAUCGAUUGGAUUGUAGCACCGAAAUGAUUACCACACUUGAUCAUUUCCUUCUUAAAGCUAAUAAAUGCGCAGUAAUUAAACAAAUCCUUCCUGCUUCUAGAAUAAAAAAAAAAUAGAAAAGGCUUCCAGCCUGCCACUGCUCUGCUCUUACCCUUUGUCUUUCCGUCUUCUUGUCUCUCUGAUUCGCACUCCUCCUUUCCCUUCUUCUUCUUCUUCCUCACUUUGUGGGGAAGCGAAGCAUUCUUUUCUUCUUUGUGUCUCUCUAUCUCUCCAUUGGGGUAUUUUCUUUCUCUUGCUUCAAGAAUAGAAACGCAUUAUUACCAAAACCAAAGCCAAAACUCAAAAAGAAGCAACACACUCAAAAAAAAAAAAAAACAGAGACCCCACCCACCACGAAACUCAAAUGGGAGAAUCAAGAGAUACCCACAUGGGCAAGACCUGUGAUAUAUGUGGUGAUGUUGGUUAUGAGGAACUAAUUAGAACAUGCUCUCAAUGCACCAUCGGGCGUCAUCUAUAUUGCAUGAGGGUUUUAGUGAGGGACGUGAAGAUGGCAGAAGAUUGGGUUUGUGAAGUAUGUCGUCCGAAGAAAGACAUAGAUUCUGAAAAAUCUGGCCAGACGGAAGAUGUUCUGGAUUCCUCUGGAAAACUAUUUUUUGACUUAGGAAGACAGGUUACAUGUAAAAGGCAGAAGGCUGUUGAAACUGGGAAAGUGAAGUUCCUUCCUACUGAGGAGGUCAUUAAGCUAUCAUCAGGCUCAACAAAAAAUGCAUUUCCUUUGAAGAGCAACUUCGGAUCAGACCCUGUGCCAGCAAACUUCACUCCACCUCUUUCCAAGAGGACAUUUAUGGGAUCUAAAACUGUUGGCCCUUAUUUUAACCCAAUAAAGGUGAGAAGAAAUACUAGUUUUCUACAGUUGGGAUCUGUGAACCCUCCUAGACGUGGUGGUGUGCAUAUCAGUUCAUCAAUUAGUCAACUUGCAGUCAAAACAUCAAAGGAGUCAAAAGAAGGUGCCCUUGUUGUUCCCAACAAAGAGAAUGUUUGCAAGGGACACACAUUGGAUGCCACCCCACCUGAUGAAGAGCACAGAUCUCUUCAUACAAAGACAGAUGAGGCUAUGACAUCAAGCAGACCUUCCACAUCAAGGCCUCGUACAACUAUUGUAGGUUCAGGUCGAAACUUUCAAGAUGCUGCUGAACCUGAGAACUCUGAUUUUUCAGAAAGAGAAAGCUGGAAUAGGCUUAAGAUUUCCCUUUAUCGCCCACAUUUACCUGCUCUCUAUACUACCUGGACGGGAGGUUUCAAAUUUCUUGAUGCUGCUACCCGAGGUGAAUUUUAUGGUGGUUUCCUGGCUCGACCACCAUGCAGAGUCCAUCGUAAAGCAUUUGAGUUUUCACAGAAAAUGCCCCCUAUCCUUCCGGUUAAUCUGCUUCCUCGGUGUCACCUUCAGGCAGAUUUAUUCCAGAAUGGUUGUCUACAUCUUUGUGACAUUGCAUUGUACAUUUUUCCUUUGAAUUAUGACGAAAGAUCCCAAAAGGAAUACAACGAACUGUUUCAGCUCAUGGAGAUAAAAAGUUCAGUGAUGAUAAGUUACAUUGAUGGUGUGGAGUUGUUUAUAUUUACAUCUAAACAGUUGCAUAUGGACUCACAGGAUGUGUUUUCUAGGUCAAAUAGAGACUUUUUCUGUGGAGUCUUUCGCCAUGCAAAAGAUAAUCAAAUGAAAGUAUAUCAGAACCUUCCUUCUUUAGUGUUUCCUUUGGAACGUACACAUGAUGAUAGUGCCAAUAUGGUUAGCAGCAAGGCUUUUGAUAUGAAUAUUAACAUGGUAGGUGGAAAAAUUGUAGGGAUUCCUGACAUGGUUGUUUCAAAAGAGUCAACACGGAAGUUCAAUGAAUCGGUUGCUAGAGAAAAUCUUGAUGUGAUUAGUGGUAGGAAAUUUUCCACUGUCUCAGGGGACUUGAAUUCUGUGAUUCAACCUAUUAAACUAGAAUUUAAGCCAGAAUGCUGCAAUGACUCUAAUUCACCAUCUAAAAGUACUGAAAAAAUCAAGAGCAAAUUCAAUCUUGAGCCUGCUGAGUAUCCUUUGAAAAGCUCACUUGGUAGGGCGUGUGGUAGUAUGAGUGAAACUGAUACACCUCCUGGUUUUGAAGUUGUGUCAAAACUAAAUUCUAUUGAUAGAGUGCCUAAAGCCACAAGUGUGGUGGAGAAAAAAGAUUUGGAUGAGAGAAGAAUAAAGAGUCACGUAAAAUCUAUUGAUAGAGUGCCUAAAGCCCCAAGUGUGGUGGAGAAAAAAGAUUUGGAUGAGAGAAGAAUAAAGAGUCACGUAAAAGAGGAGAUUGGUUGUCAGGGUGUCUUUCAAGUAGCUUUUGGAGGUAGUAGUCCACAACCUCAAGGAUCUAUAGAAGAUGCUAGUUUACCUGGAUCUCAAAAAGUGCACCAGGUUUUGGCAUAUCAUCCAGUAAAUGAUCCUUCAGCUGCUUGUCCUCCUCCUUCCUCUUUGUCAGUAGAGGGGACUAAUGUUGGACCGAUAAUUAAAAUUGAAGGAAAUGACAAUGAAAAGCCCUUAGAAUCGAGAGAGAAGAAAGGUCUGCAAGGUGCACCAUUCCUCAGCAAGGACAAAUCUCAAGUAAUUGCAGGUUUACUCUGUGGUCCAUGUGCUGUAGAUGUGAAAGCUGAAGUGCAAGAGGUGGUAAAUGAGCAUUCAGCUGCUUAUCCUCCCUGUUUGUUAGGUCAGAGUACAAAAAUUGGAUUGGAAAUCCAAACCUUAGAACAUGAAAAAGAAAAACCCAUUGAAACGAGGGAGAAGAAAGGUAUGGGAGGUUCAUCAUUCCUUUGCAAGGACAAAUCUAAAAUGGUUGCUGGUUCAUUCAAUGGUCCUUGUGCUGUAGAGGGGACUAAUGUUGGACUGAUAAUUAAAAUUGAAGGAAAUGACAAUGAAAAACCCUUAGAAUCGAGAGAGAAGAAAGGUCUGCAAGGUGCACCAUUCCUCAGCAAGGACAAAUCUCAAGUAAUUGCAGGUUUACUCUGUGGUCCAUGUGCUGUAGAUGUGAAAGCUGAAGUACAAGAGGUGGUAAAUGAGCAUUCAGCUGCUUAUCCUCCCUGUUUGUUAGGUCAGAGUACAAAAAUUGGAUUGGAAAUCCAAACCUUAGAACAUGAAAAAGAAAAACCCAUUGAAACAAGAGAGAAGAAAGGUAUGCGAGGUUCAUCAUUCCUUUGCAAGGACAAAUCUAAAAUGGUUGCUGGUUCAUUCAAUGGUCCUUGUGCUGUAGAGGACAAAGCUGAAAUGCAGAAGGUGGAAUAUGAGAGAGUAAAUACCGGUCAUAGACUGCAAACUACAUUGCCCAGAAACAUGGAAAAGUCAUUAUGUUUGGGGCUGGCUGCUUCAAUAAGAGUAAAGCUGAGUGUAGCUGGGAGGUCAAGUGGGAACCCUGGUGCUGCUAGUAUCGGUGGACUAAUUCGUGACGAAUCAGGAGAGUGGAUUGUAGGCUACAAUCUUAACUUGGGCACAUGUGGUUCUUUAGCAACAGAUUUGUGGGCACUAUUUCAGGGAAUAAAGUUUACUUGGGAUAGAGGGUAUAGGAAAGUCCUGGUAGAAUCAGAUUCCAAUGCUGCAAUGGAGUGUUUAAAGAAAGCCCCCUCUCAUCUGAGUUCUAAUAGAGCCCUUAUUGAAAGCUGCAUUGAUCUUAUCAGUCGUAAGUGGGAUUGCAAAGUGUAUUCUAUCCGAAGGGAAGAGAACUUGUGCGCUAAUUGGUUAGCUACUCAUGUUGAAGGCUGUCCACUGGGAUUAUCUAUCAUUAAUGUGCCACCUUCGGAACUAAUUCCUCUUUUGGAAGAUGAUCGUAUACGAGUUGCUUGCUCAUACUCCUGAUUCUCCAUCUGCAGUAUGCUUUUGCACAUGUAAAUCUGGCUAAAUUAUCGAAUUCUAGAAAAGGAAGCAGAAAAAAAAAAAGACUCAGGACAUAUAUUUCUCAGUUACCAAGUACAGUAGCUGUUAUACUAUACAUUUUGUAAAGCCUCUGCCAGGGAGUUCAACUUUUUUGCCUUCUAAAAAAAAUAGUAUCCUGUAAAAUCUCGGUGUCUACCUGUUCAGUUUGAAGUUUGUUUUAUAAAGUUUUCCUGUUGUGAAUUGUAUCAAUGACUGACUUGGUUCUAACUGAAUUAUCUUGUAGCUUAUCAUUGUGCAAAAGUUCAAAACUCCAGGGAGGAACAAUAGUAAGUAUUUUUAUGG
Molecule: messenger RNA, 4263 nt
Organism: Durio zibethinus
Lineage: Eukaryota; Viridiplantae; Streptophyta; Magnoliopsida; Malvales; Malvaceae
Biological process (GO): negative regulation of transcription elongation by RNA polymerase II
Molecular function (GO): RNA-DNA hybrid ribonuclease activity; histone reader activity; nucleic acid binding
Source: RefSeq, a predicted model, not a curated record